AGUAAAGUCUUGCUGACGAGAUCCAUCAUAUACUCAGUCACCUGCCUGUCGACCACAAAACCACUCCCCCCGAUUCCAUCUCCUCCAGACCAUGGAGUCCGACUCCGGCUCUGACCUCGGCGACAACACACCAAACGCCGCACGCUGGUUCCUCCUCCGCACGCCGACCGUCCCCUCGAUCCCAGACGAAGCGUGUAACAUCUGCCUUCGCCCCUUCGACCCCACAAACGCCGCCCACGAACGGCCCGUCGUGACGGCGUGCGGCCACAGAUUCGGCAGGGACUGUCUGGCUGUCUGGCUGUCCACGCCCUGUCCUGGGUCUGCGUCUGAGAAGCGCUUCUCGGACUCGUGCCCGUGCUGUCGCGCCGUGCUCUUUGCCCAGAACGACGCCUUCUCCCUGCUUUCGCCGCCGCCGUCGUGGCAUGUCAGGUUCAUUAUCGAGCAAGCGCUACGGGAUUUUGAGGAGGUUGAGGCGAGAUUGGUGGAGAUGGUGAUGCGGGGGGGUCAUCAUGUUUAGCAGGCUGACGGGUUUGUUAAUUUUCAAUGAUCGAUUUGAGGUGUUAGGAGGAUGCUUGGUGAUUGUCUGCUUGACGAUCGUCUGCUGUCCGGGAAGGUCGAU
Messenger RNA from Pseudovirgaria hyperparasitica, 619 nucleotides. RefSeq lists its product as uncharacterized. NCBI's taxonomy places the organism in Eukaryota, Fungi, Ascomycota, Dothideomycetes, Acrospermales, Acrospermaceae. Bases 92 to 517 code for a protein of 141 amino acids. The record is from RefSeq and is a predicted model, not a curated record. The transcript has a single exon.